Messenger RNA from Heterocephalus glaber (naked mole-rat), 1440 nucleotides. RefSeq names its product creatine kinase B (gene Ckb). Gene Ontology annotation, biological process: phosphocreatine biosynthetic process. The record is from RefSeq and is a predicted model, not a curated record. Gene Ontology annotation, molecular function: creatine kinase activity. NCBI's taxonomy places the organism in Eukaryota, Metazoa, Chordata, Mammalia, Rodentia, Bathyergidae.
GCCCCGGGAGCGCAGAGCGGCGGCGUUCGCCUGCGUCGCGCCGGAUCUGCAGACGGACGAGCGCCCCCACCCGCAGCGCCGCCCUCCGCCGCCAUGCCCUUCUCCAGCAGCCACAACGCGGUGAAGCUGAACUUCCCCGCCGAGGACGAGUACCCCGACCUGAGCUGCCACAACAACCACAUGGCCAAGGUGCUGACCCCCGAGCUGUACGGCGAGCUGCGCGCCAAGAGCACGCCGAGCGGCUUCACGCUGGACGACGUCAUCCAGACCGGCGUGGACAACCCGGGCCACCCGUUCAUCAUGACCGUGGGCUGCGUGGCGGGCGACGAGGAGUCCUACGACGUGUUCAAGGCGCUCUUCGACCCCAUCAUCGAGGACCGACACGGCGGCUACCAGCCGGGCGACGAGCACAAGACCGACCUCGACCCGGACAACCUGCAGGGCGGCGACGACCUGGACCCCAGCUACGUGCUCAGCUCGCGGGUGCGCACCGGCCGCAGCAUCCGCGGCUUCUGCCUGCCCCCGCACUGCAGCCGCGGGGAGCGCCGGGCCAUCGAGAAGCUGGCGGUGGAAGCCCUGUCCAGCCUGGACGGCGACCUGGCCGGCAGGUACUACGCGCUCAAGAGCAUGACCGAGGCGGAGCAGCAGCAGCUCAUCGACGACCACUUCCUCUUCGACAAGCCCGUGUCGCCGCUGCUGCUGGCCUCCGGCAUGGCCCGUGACUGGCCCGACGCCCGCGGCAUCUGGCACAAUGACAAUAAGACCUUCCUGGUGUGGGUCAACGAGGAGGACCACCUGCGGGUCAUCUCCAUGCAGAAAGGGGGCAACAUGAAGGAGGUGUUCACCCGGUUCUGCACAGGCCUCACCCAGAUCGAAACUCUCUUCAAGUCUAAGAACUACGAGUUCAUGUGGAACCCGCACCUAGGCUACAUCCUUACCUGCCCGUCCAACCUGGGCACUGGGCUGCGGGCAGGCGUGCACAUCAAGCUGCCCCACCUGGGCAAGCAUGAGAAGUUCCCUGAGGUGCUCAAGCGGCUUCGGCUGCAGAAGCGAGGCACAGGCGGUGUGGACACAGCUGCCGUAGGCGGGGUCUUCGAUGUCUCCAACGCUGACCGCCUGGGCUUCUCGGAGGUGGAGCUGGUACAGAUGGUGGUGGAUGGGGUGAAACUGCUCAUCGAGAUGGAGCAGCGGCUGGAGCAGGGCCAAGCCAUCGACGACCUCAUGCCCGCCCAGAAGUGAAGCCUGGGCCACCCCGCCCCCAAGCCUGCUGCUUCCUAACUUAUUGCCCGGGCAGUGCCCGCCAUGCGCCCCUGAUGUCCGCCAUCUGGCGGCUGAGCCCCUUAGCUCGCUGUAGAGACUUCCAUCGCCCUGGGUAGAGUUUAUUUUUUUGAUGGCUGAGCUGUUGCUGAUGCUGAAAUAAACUAGGGUUUUGGCCUGUGC